This is a messenger RNA of Eptesicus fuscus (big brown bat), 1878 nucleotides long. RefSeq names its product syntaxin binding protein 2 (gene STXBP2). Gene Ontology annotation, molecular function: syntaxin-3 binding. The transcript is spliced from 19 exons. Gene Ontology annotation, biological process: vesicle-mediated transport; intracellular protein transport; neurotransmitter secretion. The record is from RefSeq and is a predicted model, not a curated record. Gene Ontology annotation, cellular component: secretory granule; plasma membrane. The coding region runs from base 30 to 1811 and encodes 593 amino acids. Lineage: Eukaryota; Metazoa; Chordata; Mammalia; Chiroptera; Vespertilionidae.
CCCGGAAGCGGCGGUGCCCCUUGGGGAAGAUGGCGCCCUCGGGGCUGAAGGCGGUGGUGGGGGAAAAAAUUUUGAGUGGAGUCAUUCGGAGCGUCAAAAAGGAUGGCGAAUGGAAGGUGCUCAUCAUGGACCACCCAAGCAUGCGCAUUUUGUCAUCCUGCUGCAAGAUGUCAGACAUCCUGGCUGAGGGCAUCACCAUUGUGGAGGACAUCAACAAGCGGCGAGAACCCAUCCCCAGCCUGGAGGCCAUUUAUCUGUUGAGCCCCACGGAGAAGUCGGUGCAGGCCCUGAUCGCAGACUUCCGGGGGACCCCGACCUUCACCUACAAAGCGGCACACAUCUUCUUCACGGACACCUGCCCUGAGCCUCUGUUCAGUGAGCUGGGCCGCUCCCGUCUGGCAAAGGUGGUGAAGACGCUGAAAGAGAUCCACCUUGCCUUCCUCCCCUACGAGGCCCAGGUGUUCUCCCUGGAUGCCCCCCACAGCACCUACAACCUCUACUGCCCCUUCCGGGCAGGGGAGCGGGCACGGCAGCUGGAGGCGCUGGCCCAGCAGAUCGCCACACUUUGCGCCACGCUGCAGGAGUACCCCGCCAUCCGCUACCACAAGGGACCAGAGGACACGGCCCAGCUGGCCCACGCAGUCCUGGCCAAGCUGAAUGCCUUCAAGGCAGACACUCCCAGUCUGGGCGAGGGCCCUGAGAAAACCCGCUCGCAGCUGCUGAUCAUGGACCGGGCCGCCGACCCCGUGUCCCCACUGCUGCAUGAGCUCACGUUCCAGGCCAUGGCCUAUGACUUGCUGGACAUUGAGCAGGACACGUACAGGUAUGAGACCACCGGGCUGAGCGAGGCCUGUGAGAAGGCUGUGCUGCUGGAUGAGGACGAUGAGCUGUGGGUGGAGCUGCGGCACAUGCACAUUGCGGACGUGUCCAAGAAGGUCACGGAGCUCCUGAAGACGUUCUGUGAGAGCAAGAGACUGACCACCGACAAGGCCAACAUCAAAGACCUGUCCCACAUCCUGAAAAAGAUGCCACAAUACCAGAAGGAGCUGAACAAGUACUCCACGCACCUGCACUUAGCUGACGACUGCAUGAAGCGCUUCAAGGGCACGGUGGAGAAGCUGUGCAGUGUGGAGCAGGACCUGGCCCUGGGCUCCGACCCAGAGGGCGAGAAGAUCAAGGACGCCAUGAAGCUGAUCGUGCCCGUGCUGCUGGACGCCGCCGUGCCCGCCUACGACAAGAUCCGGGUCUUGUUGCUCUACAUUCUCCUACGGAAUGGUGUCAGUGAGGAGAACCUGGCCAAGCUGAUCCAGCACGCCAACGUGCAGGCCCACAGCAGCCUCAUCCGGAAUCUGGAGCAGUUGGGGGCCACUGUCACCAACCCCGGGGGCCCUGGGGUCUCCAGCCGGCUGGAGCGGAGGGAGCGCUUGGAGCCCACCUAUCAGCUGUCCCGCUGGACUCCGGUCAUCAAGGAUGUGAUGGAGGAUGCUGUGGAGGACCGGCUGGACCGGAAGCUAUGGCCCUUUGUGUCUGACCCCGCCCCCAUACCAAGCUCUCAGGCUGCAGUCAGUGCCCGCUUCGGCCACUGGCACAAGAACAAGGCUGGUGUGGAGGCCCGGGCGGGGCCCCGGCUCAUCAUCUACAUUUUGGGCGGCGUGGCCAUGUCAGAAAUGAGGGCCGCCUACGAAGUGACCAGGGCCACUGAUGGCAAGUGGGAGGUGCUGAUUGGCUCCUCACACAUCCUCACUCCGACCCGCUUCCUGGACGACCUCAAGAUGCUGGACCAGAAGUUAGAGGACAUUUCCUUGCCUUGACCCUUCCACGCCCACCCUGGCCUGACCCUCCCUUUCCAGAGAAAUAAAGUCCUCCCUUCUGUCCGGG